GAGGGGAACUGAGACGACCUUUCGUGGGCACCAGAAUGGGGCCGCUGCUCAGCCAGCCGCGCUCUGCCCUGGCGGGGACGUGGGAAUUCAGAGAGUCAGGGAAGCACCGAUGCGAGGCUCCGAAAAGCAGAUAAGGAGCUCAAAGUCAGUCCAGGGCGGGAUGACACUCACUGAUUCUAAAGCAUCUGUGAUCUGCCAGGAAGAAGAGCUUUUGCUGGUCUUUCUUGGACCAUUCCAGAGAGGACAGUUGGCCUCCGAGAAGUGACAGAGCAGGAUGCCCCCUGGGGUUGACUGCCCCAUGGAGUUCUGGACCAAGGAGGAGAACCAGAGCGUGGUGGUUGACUUCCUGCUGCCCACAGGGGUCUACUUGAACUUCCCCGUGUCCUGCAAUGCCAACCUCAGCACCAUCAAGCAGUUGCUGUGGCACCGCGCCCAGUAUGAGCCGCUCUUCCACAUGCUCAGCGGCCCCGAGGCCUACGUGUUCACCUGCGUCAACCAGACGGCGGAGCAGCAGGAGCUGGAGGACGAGCAGCGGCGGCUGUGUGACGUGCAGCCCUUCCUGCCUGUUCUGCGCCUGGUGGCCCGCGAGGGCGACCGCGUGAAGAAGCUCAUCAACUCGCAGAUCAGCCUUCUGAUUGGCAAAGGCCUCCACGAGUUCGACUCCCUGCGGGACCCAGAGGUGAACGACUUCCGCACCAAGAUGCGCCAGUUCUGCGAGGAGGCGGCCGCCCGCCGGCAGCAGCUGGGCUGGGAGGCCUGGCUGCAGUACAGCUUCCCCCUGCAGCUGGAGCCCUCAGCGCGCAGCUGGGGGGCUGGCACCCUGCGGCUCCCCAACCGGGCCUUCCUGGUCAAUGUCAAGUUCGAGGGCAGUGAGGAGAGCUUCACCUUCCAGGUGUCCACCAAGGAUGCGCCCCUGGCACUGAUGGCCUGUGCCCUUCGGAAGAAGGCCACGGUGUUCCGGCAGCCCCUGGUGGAGCAGCCCGAGGACUAUGCGCUGCAGGUGAACGGCAGGCACGAGUACCUGUACGGCAGCCACCUGCUCUGCCAGUUCCAGUACAUCUGCAGCUGUCUGCACAGCGGGCUGACCCCCCACCUGACCAUGGUCCACUCCUCCUCCAUCCUUGCCAUGCGGGACGAGCAGAGCAACCCCGCCCCCCAGGGCCAGAAACCUCGCACCAAACCGCCCCCCAUUCCCGUGAAGAAGCCCUCCUCGGUGUCCCUGUGGUCCCUGGAGCAGCCGUUCUGCAUCGAGCUGAUCCAGGGCAGCAAAGUGAACGCAGACGAGCGCAUGAAGCUGGUGGUGCAGGCCGGGCUCUUCCACGGCAACGAGAUGCUGUGCAAGACGGUGUCCAGCUCGGAGGUGAGCGUGUGCUCGGAGCCCGUGUGGAAGCAGCGGCUGGAGUUCGACAUCAACAUCUGCGACCUGCCACGCAUGGCCCGUCUCUGCUUUGCCCUCUACGCCGUGAUCGAGAAGGCCAAGAAGGCUCGUUCCACCAAGAAGAAGUCCAAGAAGGCGGACUGCCCCAUCGCCUGGGCCAACCUCAUGCUGUUUGACUACAAGGACCAGCUCAAGACCGGGGAGCGCUGCCUCUACAUGUGGCCCUCUGUCCCAGAUGAGAAAGGGGAGCUGCUGAACCCCACGGGGACUGUGCGCGGCAACCCCAACACGGAGAGCGCCGCGGCCUUGGUCAUCUGCCUGCCCGAGGUGGCCCCCCACCCUGUGUACUACCCCGCCCUGGAGAAGAUCCUGGAGCUGGGGCGGCACAGCGAAUGCGGACGCGUCACCGAGGAGGAGCAACUGCAGCUGCGGGAGAUCCUGGAGCGGCGGGGCUCCGGGGAGCUGUACGAGCACGAGAAGGACCUGGUGUGGAAGCUGCGGCACGAGGUCCAGGAACACUUCCCGGAGGCACUGGCCCGGUUGCUGCUGGUCACCAAGUGGAACAAGCACGAGGAUGUGGCCCAGAUGCUCUACCUGCUGUGCUCCUGGCCUGAGCUGCCGGUCCUGAGUGCCCUGGAGCUGCUGGACUUCAGCUUCCCUGACUGCCACGUGGGCUCCUUCGCCAUCAAGUCCCUGCGGAAACUGACCGACGACGAGCUGUUCCAGUACCUGCUGCAGCUGGUGCAGGUGCUCAAGUACGAGUCCUACCUGGACUGCGAGCUGACCAGGUUCUUGCUGGACCGGGCCCUGGCCAACCGCAGGAUCGGCCACUUCCUCUUCUGGCACCUCCGCUCUGAGAUGCACGUGCCGUCGGUGGCGUUGCGCUUCGGUCUCAUCCUGGAGGCCUACUGCAGGGGCAGCACCCACCACAUGAAGGUGCUGAUGAAGCAGGGGGAAGCACUGAGCAAACUGAAGGCCCUGAACGACUUCGUCAAGGCGAGCUCCCAGAAGACCACCAAGCCCCAGACCAAGGAGAUGAUGCACGUGUGCAUGCGCCAGGAGGCCUACCUGGAGGCCCUCUCCCACCUGCAGUCCCCGCUCGACCCCAGCACCCUGCUGGCUGAAGUCUGCGUGGAGCAGUGCACGUUCAUGGACUCCAAGAUGAAGCCCCUGUGGAUCAUGUACAGCAACGAGCAGGCGGGCGGCAACGGCUGCGUGGGCAUCAUCUUCAAGAACGGGGAUGACCUCCGGCAGGACAUGCUGACCCUGCAGAUGAUCCAGCUCAUGGAUGUGCUGUGGAAGCAGGAGGGGCUGGACCUAAGGAUGACACCCUACGGCUGCCUCCCCACCGGGGACCGCACAGGCCUCAUUGAGGUGGUGCUUCGCUCAGACACCAUCGCCAACAUCCAGCUGAACAAGAGCAACAUGGCGGCCACAGCCGCCUUCAACAAGGACGCCCUGCUCAACUGGCUCAAGUCCAAGAACCCGGGGGAGGCCCUGGAUCGAGCCAUCGAGGAGUUCACCCUCUCGUGCGCUGGGUAUUGCGUGGCCACAUACGUGCUGGGCAUCGGCGAUCGGCACAGUGACAACAUCAUGAUCCGCGAGAGUGGGCAGCUGUUCCACAUUGAUUUUGGCCACUUUUUGGGGAAUUUCAAGACCAAGUUUGGAAUCAACCGUGAGCGAGUCCCUUUCAUCCUCACCUAUGACUUUGUCCAUGUGAUUCAGCAGGGGAAGACUAACAACAGUGAGAAAUUUGAAAGGUUCCGGGGCUACUGCGAGAGAGCCUACACCAUCCUGCGGCGCCACGGACUCCUCUUCCUCCACCUCUUUGCCCUGAUGCGGGCGGCAGGCCUGCCGGAGCUCAGCUGCUCUAAAGACAUCCAGUAUCUCAAGGACUCUCUGGCGCUGGGAAAAACAGAGGAGGAGGCGCUAAAGCACUUCCGGGUGAAGUUUAACGAAGCCCUCCGGGAGAGCUGGAAAACCAAAGUGAACUGGCUGGCCCACAACGUGUCCAAAGAUAACAGGCAGUAGCGGCCGCAGCCCUGGGCCCCACCAGGGCGAGGCAACCUCCGCCCUGGGGAGCCGGGCACCGCCCGUCGUCCUGGAAGGGCCAAAGCUUGAACUGUACCUCGUGGGAAGGAACCUACACAACUGCCUUUUGUUUACACUGGUUAUUUAUUUAUGACUUGAAAUGUUUAAGGAACUAAAUAGCCAUAAACGGAAAUGCAACCUUUGUGCAGGAGAGGGGUGCUGUCCAGCGUCCUCCAGAGCACUGGGCUUUGACAAGACGACACCAGGCUCCUCGAGGCUGCACUUUGCUCUUAGCUGAGGAUUGUCACCAAGUCUUCCAGCUGUGCGUCUGGGCCCAGCAGAGACUGUCUCCUGGGGGAACCUUCUUCCCAGCCGCCAUGCCAGGCUGCCUGGUCAUGGCCCUGGCCGUCACCUGGUGCCUGCUGUCCAGAUAGGACACGUCAAUCCUCAGUUCACCCCCUGCUGCCUCGGUGGGACCCUCCGGGAGCGUCCCUCACGACUGAGUCCUGGCAGCUCUGAGGAAGCCUGGGUGCCCUCCUAUUCAGGGACGUUUGCUCUUGCUGGUCACUGCUAAAGUGACUCUCGGGUACGGGGAUUCCCUCACCUCUACUGUAAAGUGAUUUCGUUUGCGGGUCAGAAAAUAACAACAGCCCAAUGCCUCACUGCACCUCCACAGCUUGGGAGAGCGGGCCCAGCCCCAUAAAGGCUGUAUCCACUGGCCCUCGGGAUGAGAGAGAGACUCGGCUUGACUUAGCUCAUCCUGGAGCAGCACUUCGUGCAAUUACCUGUAAGCUGCCUCCAAAGCAGGUUUUCAUGGAGGACCAGACCUCUUGCAGAACUGUCGCCUCUGGGGACGGCUGUGGAAGUGACCAGGUACUGCAAUGAGGCGGUGACGGGUGUGGUGCAGUCCUCCUCUCCAGCAGUAAUUAGUGUGAAGCGGUGCAGGCGGAGCCUUAGGCCCCAAAGGCCUGGGUCUGAGAGGCCUUAGAAAUGCAGGUUCGGGGGCCUCUCCCAGCCUUCAGACGCCAACUCGGGCGAUGGGGCUGGACUCUGGGCUUUCAGAAGGCCAGGGUGACCCUAAUGUGUCAGCGGCUGACUCAGGAGCCCCCGGGUGCCACUGCUGUUCUCAAAGCCUUCCGAGACUCAGCAGAGUCUCUUAGCAGCCCAGGUGCCAGCAGCAGUCAGGGCCACCCCUGGGUAUCUGCCUUGGCCGCAGGCGCCGGUGACCACACUCCUGUUCCAACUAAAGUGCUAAAAUCCCCCAGACCGCCUCAUCUGUUUUGAAAUGGUAAUAAUAGCUGUGUGUAUGUGUUUGGGUUAUGUUUGUUAUUUAUUUAAAUGAGCCUGUGUGCUCCCUGGCACGGGCAACAUGCUCUGUCCACCCAUGGUGAUCCCGGGUUGGGUGUAGGGCCUGUGUGCCUGGCAAGAGGGCAUUUUCUGUUUCUUUAAAACCCUUCUGUGCUUCUGUAUGGGGACGGCGAGUUCGAUGUCGCUGAUUCGGGUUGAGACCGGCACUCUGUGGAACCUUGCAAUGAGGCCAAAGCAGAUGAGAAAUAAAAAUCCUUUUUAUAUUCUUA
Messenger RNA from Lemur catta (Ring-tailed lemur), 4986 nucleotides. RefSeq names its product phosphatidylinositol-4,5-bisphosphate 3-kinase catalytic subunit delta (gene PIK3CD). Gene Ontology annotation, molecular function: 1-phosphatidylinositol-4-phosphate 3-kinase activity; 1-phosphatidylinositol-3-kinase activity. Bases 275 to 3409 code for a protein of 1044 amino acids. Gene Ontology annotation, biological process: phosphatidylinositol 3-kinase/protein kinase B signal transduction; phosphatidylinositol-mediated signaling; phosphatidylinositol-3-phosphate biosynthetic process. The record is from RefSeq and is a predicted model, not a curated record. NCBI's taxonomy places the organism in Eukaryota, Metazoa, Chordata, Mammalia, Primates, Lemuridae. Gene Ontology annotation, cellular component: cytoplasm; plasma membrane; phosphatidylinositol 3-kinase complex. The transcript is spliced from 24 exons.